AUGAUCUUCACCAACCUGUUGGUCCAUCGAGUCAGGAGGUUAGUUGUUAUCAGGGUCAGCUGGUUGGUUGUUAUCAGGGUCAGCAGGUUAGUUAUCAGGGUCAGCAGGUUAGUUGUUAUCAGAGUCAGAAGGUUAGUUAUCAGGGUCAGCAGGUUAGUUGUUAUCAGGGUCAGCAGGUUAGUUGUUAUCAGGGUCAGAAGGUUAGUUAUCAGGGUCAGCAGGUUAGUUGUUAUCAGGGUCAGCAGGUUAGUUGUUAACAGGGUCAGCAGGUUAGUUAUCAGGGUCAGCAGGUUAGUUGUUAACAGGGUCAGCAGGUCAGUUGUUAUCCGGGUCAGCAGGUUAGUUGUUAUCAGGGUCAGCAGGUUAGUUAUCAGGGUCAGCAGGUUAGUUAUCAGGGUCAGCAGGUUAGUUGUUAUCAGGGUCAGCAGGUUAGUUGUUAACAGGGUCAGCAGGUUAGUUGUUAACAGGGUCAGCAGGUUAGUUGUUAACAGGGUCAGCAGGUUAGUUGUUAUCAGGGUCAGCAGGUUAGUUGUUAACAGGGUCAGCAGGUUAGUUGUUAACAGGGUCAGCAGGUCAGUUGUUAACAGGGUCAGCAGGUUAGUUGUUAUCAGGGUCAGCAGGUUAGUUGUUAACAGGGUCAGCAGGUUAGUUGUUAUCAGGGUCAGCAGGUUAGUUGUUAUCAGGGUCAGCAGGUUAGUUGUUAACAGGGUCAGCAGGUUAGUUGUUAACAGGGUCAGCAGGUUAGUUGUUAUCAGGGUCAGCAGGUUAGUUGUUAACAGGGUCAGCAGGUUAGUUGUUAACAGGGUCAGCAGGUUAGUUGUUAACAGGGUCAGCAGGUUAGUUGUUAUCAGGGUCAGCAGGUUAGUUGUUAACAGGGUCAGCAGGUUAGUUGUUAACAGGGUCAGCAGGUUAGUUGUUAACAGGGUCAGCAGGUUAGUUGUUAACAGGGUCAGCAGGUUAGUUGUUAACAGGGUCAGCAGGUUAGUUGUUAACAGGGUCAGCAGGUUAGUUGUUAACAGGGUCAGCAGGUUAGUUGUUAACAGGGUCAGCAGGUUAGUUGUUAACAGGGUCAGCAGGUUAGUUGUUAACAGGGUCAGCAGGUUAGUUGUUAACAGGGUCAGCAGGUUAGUUGUUAACAGGGUCAGCAGGUUAGUUGUUAACAGGGUCAGCAGGUUAGUUGUUAACAGGGUCAGCAGGUUAGUUGUUAACAAGGUAUAACACGUCUGUACAG
Molecule: messenger RNA, 1231 nt
Organism: Oncorhynchus keta (chum salmon)
Lineage: Eukaryota; Metazoa; Chordata; Actinopteri; Salmoniformes; Salmonidae
Exons: 6
Coding region: 1-1218 (405 amino acids)
Source: RefSeq, a predicted model, not a curated record